This is a messenger RNA of Stylophora pistillata, 893 nucleotides long. RefSeq names its product adhesion G protein-coupled receptor D1. Gene Ontology annotation, biological process: cell surface receptor signaling pathway; G protein-coupled receptor signaling pathway. Gene Ontology annotation, molecular function: G protein-coupled receptor activity. The record is from RefSeq and is a predicted model, not a curated record. Lineage: Eukaryota; Metazoa; Cnidaria; Anthozoa; Scleractinia; Pocilloporidae. Gene Ontology annotation, cellular component: plasma membrane.
AUGACAUUAAAAAGUGAACAUUCCAUGCAGCAAACGAACGUUGUCGAUUUGUUGCAAGACACUCUUGCCAGGUACAAAGAGAUAUCGUUCACAGAAGUUCAGCAUAAAAUAAUAACAGAACAGAAACGGAAAAAGUUGAUCUACGCAACGGCAAACGCCUUUCAGACCUUUGCUCUCAGAUAUGGCCGACACCAUCUGAACGAAUCAAAGCCAUGGAUAAGGAAGAGUUACGAUAAAAUCCGCGUUCUUCGUAUUCGGAAGAUUCGUCCACUAGACUUAGAUGACUUUCGCCUCGGUGAGUCAAUAGGUGAAACUGUCAACAUCCCAUCCGUCAACUUUAAAGAAAAGGGUUUAGUGAUUGUCGGAAUAGUGUAUAGAGACCUACAUGAGCUACUCGGAGAAAGAGAAUCAAACGGCACUACAUCAAAGAAGAGGAGGCGUCUCGACAGCUUGAUAAUGGCAGCUGCAAUGGAUCCGAAGCCAAAACGUUUGAAACGAAAUGUCGUCCUGAAGUUUAGAAACCGACGGCGAUGUACAUCAGCCCCUGUCUCAAGUGAGGUUUAGUCUUGCUGCCUCUCUGGGACUUGGUCAGAUCAUGUUUCUUGCCGGAAUCAAUGCCACACAGGACAAAGGUAUUUGUGUCGCAGUGGCAGCCUUGAUGCAGUAUUUUUUCAUGUCAGCUUUUUUUUGGAUGCUUGUUGAAGGAAUUUAUCUUUACCUGUUUGUUGUCAAAGUUUACAAUAUAGAUGAGAGGAUGGCUUUGUACCAUGCUUGUUCAUGGGGUCUCCCAGCCGUUUUGGUUAGUAUUUCGCUGAUAAUUGCUUCAGCAAGAGAGGAAAUCGAUAGUUUCAUCAGCAAAGAAUAGUAAGCAUUCCAAUCUCCCGGUUAGCUAA